Molecule: messenger RNA, 914 nt
Organism: Globicephala melas (long-finned pilot whale)
Lineage: Eukaryota; Metazoa; Chordata; Mammalia; Artiodactyla; Delphinidae
Product: 60S ribosome subunit biogenesis protein NIP7 homolog
Biological process (GO): ribosomal large subunit biogenesis; ribosome assembly
Cellular component (GO): preribosome, large subunit precursor; nucleus; nucleolus
Molecular function (GO): RNA binding
Source: RefSeq, a predicted model, not a curated record
UCCGGCGUUCCAACCCAGCGGGAAAAUGCGGCCUCUGACUGAAGAGGAGACGCGAGUAAUGUUUGAGAAGAUAGCAAAAUACAUCGGGGAGAAUCUGCAGCUGCUGGUCGACAGGCCCGACGGCACCUACUGUUUCAGGCUGCACAAUGACCGGGUGUACUACGUGAGUGAGAAGAUUUUGAAGUUGGCCGCCAGCAUCUCCGGUGACAAGCUGGUGUCGCUGGGGACGUGCUUCGGAAAAUUCACGAAGACCCACAAGUUUCGGUUGCACAUCACGGCUCUGGAUUACUUAGCACCGUAUGCCAAGUAUAAAGUGUGGAUAAAACCUGGAGCAGAGCAAUCCUUCCUGUAUGGGAACCAUGUGCUGAAAUCUGGACUUGGUCGAAUCACUGAAAAUACUUCUCAGUACCAGGGAGUUGUGGUGUACUCCAUGGCAGACAUCCCUUUGGGUUUUGGGGUGGCAGCAAAGUCUACACAAGACUGCAGGAAAGUAGACCCCAUGGCGAUUGUGGUAUUUCAUCAAGCAGACAUUGGGGAGUAUGUGCGGCAUGAAGAGACAUUGACUUAAAACGAAAUCAUCGCGAGGACUUGUGGCUGUGUGGAAGGGCCUAGCUUUGUUUCCUGUGUCUGUGUAGGCUCCACCAUCAUGUUGAAUUUUGUCAACACUGUGACCUCUUCAGGGACUUCUUAGUUUAAUAUUCUAUUAUGGACAAAUGCAGGCUGGAUUCUUAUUAUGCAGAAAUGGCUCAAAAACGGGGUUUUGGAUCUUUGUGAUUAUGACUAACUAGAAUGCUGUGUUUUAUAUUUGAAUCAGAGGGCUUCUUGUUUUGAGUAACAGGUUCUAAAUUGUUGGAACUGAGGACAAGAAUAGCGUAUUGUUAUCUGUGAUAACACUGUUUUCCAAACACAUGAUA